AUGAGCGGCACUUCCCCCACGUCACAGCCGCGCAUUCUAGUCGCAGGCGCCGGCAUCGGUGGCCUAACAACAGCCCUCGCACUACACGCCGCCGGCUUCACAGAUAUUCACAUAUUCGAGGCGGCGUCAUCCUUGACAAGCCUGGGGGUGGGCAUCAAUGUCCAGCCGUCAGCGGUCCUCAUUCUGCGGAACCUUGGUCUUCUGGCAUCUCUGGAGAAAAUCGGGGUCGAGACGCAAGAGCUGAACUUCUACAACCGCCAUGGAGACAGCAUCCUAAGUGAACCACGAGGCAAGCGCGCCGGCUAUGCGGUACCACAGUUCAGCGUCCAUCGAGGCGAAUUCCAGCUUCUACUUCUGGAAGCGGUCAAGGAACGGCUUGGCAGCGAGAGAAUACAUCUGGGACAUGCUUUGGGGUCUUGGGACCAGACCGACGGCGGGGAUUCCAUCACCGCACAUUUCGUUCGCCGCGAUCGGCCUGCACGAGCAGUCAACGGAGCCGGAAGUGCAAACAUUGAGCCGGCCGGAGGGGCCCUCGAGAUCCCCAUCAUGGCUGGCUCCCUGCUCAUCGCGGCUGACGGCAUCAACAGCACAGCUCGUCGCUUGCUGUACCCAGACGAGGGACCACCGCGCUUCUCUGGUCGAAUCCUGUGGCGCGGCUGCACCGAGAGGUCACCAUACCUCACUGGCGCGAGCAUGAUAUGGGCAGGACACGCCAACCAAAAGUUCAUUGCGUACCCCAUAGGCAGACGCGGAUUGAACGGUGAGAAGUCACUGGUCAACUGGAUCGCCGAGCUGCGGGUUCGCGAGGAGGGAGAUCCAGAUACCACCCCGCCAGUCACGGACUGGACCAAGUCUGUGGACAAGAACAUAUUCCAAGGCCCAUUUGAGGGUUGGACGUGUGGUGGUCUCAAGAUGGUGGAGGACUUGAUAGCGCCAACGGAACACGUCUUUGAGUUUCCAAUGUGCGACCGUGAGCCAGUCGAAAGAUGGAGUUUCGGCAGGAUGACUCUGCUUGGCGAUGCCGCCCAUGCGAUGUACCCCAUCGGUAGCAAUGGUGCCACGCAGGCCAUCAUUGACGCCGAGACGUUGGCUUUGUGUCUUUCUGAAAGUGUCGACAACAUACCAGCAGCGUUAACAAAGUAUCAGGAGACAAGGCUCCCACCAACAGCCAAGAUAGUAUACGCGAACAGGGCAAACGGUCCGGAUCACGUGUUGCAGCUUGCGGAGGAGAGGGCGCCUGAUGGUUUCGAGGAUGUGUAUAGUGUCAUCCCGAAGGAAGAGCUGGAGUCCAUCGGCUCGAAGUACAAGGCUGUUGCCGGGUUCGAGAUGGACGCCGUCAAUGCAAGAGCAAGAGACACUGAGAAAUUGGCGGCUAGAUGGGGUUGA
Messenger RNA from Diaporthe citri, 1386 nucleotides. RefSeq lists its product as uncharacterized. NCBI's taxonomy places the organism in Eukaryota, Fungi, Ascomycota, Sordariomycetes, Diaporthales, Diaporthaceae. The record is from RefSeq and is a predicted model, not a curated record. Gene Ontology annotation, molecular function: FAD binding; monooxygenase activity. The coding region runs from base 1 to 1386 and encodes 461 amino acids. The transcript has a single exon.